AUGGCUGUACAAUAUCAUCAACCUUCCAAUUUUGACAAGUUCAAAAUGGGCGCUCUAAUGGGUGGCUCAGUGGGUGUUUGUGUGGGUGUUUUAUUUGGAGGUUUCACCAUCUUGCAACAUGGAGCUGGACCAAACGGAGUCAUGAGAACUUUGGGAAACUACAUCAUGGGUUCAGUCGCAACAUUCAGUUUAUUCAUGUCGAUUGGCUCAGUUAUUAGAUCUGACACCGGGUACCUCGCUAUGGAGAGGACUCUUGUCCAAUCCCAAAGACAGAAAAUCAGAGAGCUUUACGGCUUGCAGAACUAA
Messenger RNA from Metschnikowia bicuspidata var. bicuspidata NRRL YB-4993, 306 nucleotides. RefSeq lists its product as uncharacterized. The record is from RefSeq and is a predicted model, not a curated record. Bases 1 to 306 code for a protein of 101 amino acids. Gene Ontology annotation, biological process: protein import into mitochondrial matrix; protein insertion into mitochondrial inner membrane. The transcript has a single exon. NCBI's taxonomy places the organism in Eukaryota, Fungi, Ascomycota, Pichiomycetes, Serinales, Metschnikowiaceae. Gene Ontology annotation, cellular component: TIM23 mitochondrial import inner membrane translocase complex.